Vigna angularis (adzuki bean) is the source of this 3187-nucleotide messenger RNA. RefSeq names its product pentatricopeptide repeat-containing protein At2g32630. The transcript is spliced from 2 exons. Bases 124 to 2022 code for a protein of 632 amino acids. The record is from RefSeq and is a predicted model, not a curated record. Gene Ontology annotation, molecular function: protein binding. NCBI's taxonomy places the organism in Eukaryota, Viridiplantae, Streptophyta, Magnoliopsida, Fabales, Fabaceae.
AGCUGCUUCAACCCCUUCUUUCUUCCUGUGCAGCAGAGCAUAGUUCAAGCAUCUUUUUUUUUUUUCUCUCUGUAAGAUAUGAACUUCUUCAUCUGUUUGACCUAAUUUUUCACCAUUUUCUCAAUGUGUUCUAAGAGGCCCGUAUCGAGAUUCCUCGCCUCUUUUCCUGUAAACACUGAUGAUCUUCAACUCGCUCAUAACAUAACCAAAAACCUUCUCAACUCCACCCAUUUCAAACCUCACUCUGCGAUCCCAUGCAUCGCACCUCAAGUCACUUACUAUGUUCUCUCAGACCCAUCUCUUCCUCCUCGCUCCUGCUUAUCCUUCUUCCACUUCCUGGCAACACAAAACCCCCAAAAACCAGACCUCAAAGCCCACCUGAUCCUCCUCUAUAGGCUCUUUUCAGCAAAACAAUUUGCAUCAACGAGAACCCUUUUGAAUUCCCUUGUCACCAAUGUGGAAAUCAAGCACCCUGUUCGUGAGUUUGUUUCUCUAGUUGAUGAAUGUGAGUCUCAAUUUGGAAGUGAAAGUGAGAGUGAGUCAUAUUUUGUUGAGAAACUAUGUGACAUGUUGUUCAGGGUGUGUGCUGAUAACAGGAUGUUUAGAGAGGCUAUUUGGGUGUUUGAUUAUGUGAUGGCAAAGGGGUUGGCGAUAGAGGUUAGGUCUUGCUUUGUGCUUUUGCUUGCUUUGAAGAGAUGUAAAGAGGUGGAGUUCUGUGUGACGUUCUUUCAUCGGAUGGUGGAAUGUGGCCGCAUUGAUGUUGGGGUUCAGUCUUUGACUCUUGUGGUUGAUGUGUUAUGUAGGAGAGGAGAGAUCAAUAGGGGUAAGAAGUUGAUGAAGGAGAUGGCUGAGAGAGGCAUUGUGAGGCCGACUGUUUUUACUUAUAAUACAUUGUUGAAUGCUUGUGUUGUGAGGAAAGAUCGAAAGGGGGUUGAGGAGAUACUGGGGUUAAUGGAGAGUGAGGGAGUGCUGGCUUGUUUGACGACUUACACUAUUUUGAUUGAGUGGUAUGCGAGUUCCGGGAGAAUUGGGGAGGCUGAGAAGGUGUUUGAGGAAAUGCGUGAGAGGAACAUGCAGAUGGAUGUUUAUGUGUACACGUCGAUGAUAAGUUGGAAUUGUAGGGCGGGAAAUGUUAGAAGGGCGUUGACUUUGUUUGAUGAGAUGAUUUUGAAAGGCAUUGUUCCAAAUACUCAUGCUUACGGGGCGAUGAUUAGCGGAAUGUGCAAGGCGGGGCAAAUGGAGGCUGCAGAAAUCUUGUUGGAAGAGAUGCAGACUAAGGGGCUUGAUCUGAAUGUGGUGAUAUUUAACACGAUGAUGGAUGGUUAUUGUAAAAGAGGGAUGAUGGAAGAAGCUUUCAGGCUGCAAGUUAUCAUGGAAAGGAAGGGAUUUGAAGCCGAUGUGUUUACAUACAGCACUCUUGCUAGUGGGCUAUGUAAAUUGCACAGGUAUGAAGAAGCCAAGAGGACCCUAAAUUUGAUGGUGGAGAAAGGAGUGACUCCGAACGUUGUUACUUGCACUACUUUAAUUGAGAUAUAUUGUAAGGAAGGAAACCUUGCAGAAGCUGAGAGGAUCUUAGGGAAUAUGGAUAAAGAGAGAAUGGUGCCUAAUAUUGUUACAUAUAAUACUCUAAUAGAUGCAUAUAGCAAGAAAGAAAAAAUAAAGCAAGCUCAUGUGUUAAAAUCUGAAAUGAUAGGGAAGGGGAUAGUGCCAGAUGUAUUUACAUACACAUCACUGAUACAUGGGGAAUGUAUAGUUAACAGGGUAGACGAGGCUCUGAAGCUUUUCAGUGAAAUGUUGGUAAAGGGCAUAAGAGGAAGCGUAAAGACAUAUACAGCAAUUAUUUAUGGUUUAUCCAAGGAAGGGAGAUCAGAUGAAGCUUUUAAGUUUUAUGAUGAGAUGAUGAGAAAGGGUCUAGCACCUGAUGAUAGAGUUUGUGCUGCACUUGUUGGUAGUCUUCAUAAAGUCAGUUCUCAUGUUGCUGCGAAACAAAAUGAGUGGUGCACGGAAAAUAGACUCUCCUGAUGCCUCGAGCUGGCAAACUCUAGUUUGUCAAUUUCACGUGUGGAGGUGGCUCGUACAUUAUGAUUUUGUUCUUGAAGCCUGUAUGAAAAAAAAACAUCUUCCACAACACAAUACCAAAUUAGAGCUUGGAAACUGGUACACUAUUGAUGAAUUAUACAUACCCUAUGAUGGUGAUUAGAGACUUUGCUGGAGUAUUUCACAGAAGUGGGAGUUGGUCAGAUUUGUUCAAAGAAGUAACGAAAGUCCUUCGUGAUGAAUUCCUUUCCUCCAAUAAACAAUCAGAUGUUCGACGGAGACUUUCAAUAAAGUUAUCAUGCACAGCUACACCCCAGUUAUAUUUGUCAAUCAUUCCUAGAUCAUCUACAACUUAAACAAUCCCUACGAAACAAUACAACUUGUGUUUGGAAAAUACAGCUCAUUUAAUGCAAGAAGAAUGUACAACUUACAAAAUUCCUCUACAUCAUCUGUACUACGAAGUUCAUCACCUUUGUGAACAAUAUCAUCUAACCGAACAACAGUUAACUUCUUUAGGGAAGCCUAAGUCUUUGGGUGCCAGUGAAAAGAAUUGGGGACAACCUAGCUACACGUGACAAGCAAUUGGCAGUGGAGGCUGAAGAAGCAAUUGGAUGCAGGAGCUGAAUUUGUCCAAGAAGCUAAGAAUUAAGAGGAGUCAGAUGCUGCCCAUCUGAAAAAAGGCCUUUUGGAAGAAGUUAAUUGGCCAUUUUGCUUCAUUAUAUGCUUAUAUGCAUUAGGUAGUUAUUUUAGAAGAGCUAAGAAGAUUACUUGCUGUUCAGGUUAUUUGUAAUCAUACUUAGGAAAGUUUAGUUAGUUAAUAGUAAUUAGUUUACUUGCAUUUUCCAGCCAUGAAUUGUUUAGGAGUUGAGUGGCCUAUAAAAGGGCUGAUACGUAACACCAUUGACACCGACCACCUCAUUACACCACACUGGCUCCAUUCACAACUACUGAACCAUUUUUUCACAUUCUAUCUACACAUUUUCACUGAGCCUGAACAGGCACUUUUCUCUUUUCUCUUUUCUCUGUUUGGAUUCAAGAUUCACGCACCUUGAAGCCUGGUUUCAGUGACUUUUACCGUUCUGUGCAGUUUUAAUUCUCUGUAAUUGAUUUUUAUUCAAUGCAAUUUUUACAUUUCAGCCAUUACUUUCAA